This is a messenger RNA of Morchella importuna, 1899 nucleotides long. RefSeq lists its product as uncharacterized. The coding region runs from base 1 to 1899 and encodes 632 amino acids. The transcript has 4 exons. Gene Ontology annotation, cellular component: nucleus. The record is from RefSeq and is a predicted model, not a curated record. NCBI's taxonomy places the organism in Eukaryota, Fungi, Ascomycota, Pezizomycetes, Pezizales, Morchellaceae.
AUGUCCGAUCCUGGCAUUGACUACUCUAGCGAUGAGCUCCCGGACCUACAGCUGCUCCUCGAGCAGAGCUUAGUAAUGAAAGGGAGGGAAAUUACGCCGAACCAGAGCCUCCCGCCGGCCACCCUGUUUGAUCCAGCGACUCCACCCCGGGAGACGACGAAGAAGAAGUCUCAGUCGAAGGUUCCAAAGAUUGCGACGGCAGGGACUCCAGAUACAUCCCGACGACUUCCAAAAGAAGCCACCGCUGCCACGGCUAAAAAGCAAAUUAGAAAAGCUACUACCACGACAGCGGUGGCUGGGAGACAGAAGGAGAAGAAGUGGGAUGGCGGGCAUGUAGAAGCGGUGACAUCCACCACGCCGGCGGCAGAAGGUGAUUCGGACUACGCAUCUGCGGUUGAGGAGGUGACUGUAGCAGAACCUACACCAGCGCCCAGGCGACGACGCCUGAUACAGAAAAAAUAUCUACCCAGCAGCGACGACGAUAGCGAUGAAGAAAGGAAGGAAUUAGAGAAGCUACGACGGAGCUUUGUAGACCUCACAGGCUCCGAUUCAGAAGAUGCGCCCUCCCAACCUCCACGUAGUCGGUCUCCGGCGUCUCAAGCACCUCAGGCAGCUACAGUACCUCAAACGAUUUCCUCUGAGGAUGACCUUGAGAGCUUCACACUACGGUACUCACCGCCGCGCUCUACAAAACCGCGGAAGAUAAUACCACCAACGGCCCUAAAAGUAAAGGAAGCACCGACCCCACUCCGCAAGCUCAAUUCCCCCACCAAGCUCUUACCAAAGAUGCCACCUUCGCAGCACCGCAAAAGUAGCGAUGCAUUCUGGGAUCAGGAGGUCGCCGACAGCUGGGUUGAUACUCAUACGCCGUAUAAAGUUCGCGCUAGGCCACCAAGCAGCCUCGGCCAUAAUGAUGUAGAUAUAAUCGCCGAGAAAGGCGGAGAUGACGACGAGGAUGACGACGACGAUGAUGAUGAUGAUAUUGUAGAGGUUGAAGAUGAUAAUUGCCAUGAAGAAGAAAGCGACGAAGAACGGGCCCCGUCACCCACAAAGCGCAUGCCCGCGGCAAAGCCGAAGCCUAAAGAGAAGAAUACAGAGUCAAAACGGGCCUUCAAUGCCCGCAAAAAGCAGCUCGCGGAAGACUUCUUUAAGACUAUUGAUGAGAAAGUUGGCAAGGGCGAGAUAUCACAAAAGACUGCCGCUACAGGCGGCGUUAAGAUAGUAUGGAGCAAGACGCUCCGUACCACCGCUGGGACUGCAAAAUGGCGGGCCGAGAAGCUGCAAAAUAUCUCCGCCAGCGCGGCGAUGGAGCAUCCACUGUCCACUGCACGGGUGCGACACCAUGCUACUAUCGAGCUGGCCGAGAAGGUCGUUGAUAGCCAAGAAAAAUUGUACAACACAAUGUGCCAUGAGUACUGCCAUAUGGCAAACUACAUGAUCAGCAAUGUCACCAAGCCUGCCCACGGCGCUGGGUUCAAGCGCUGGGCUGCAAAGGCCACACGCGAGUUUGCGCAUCUCGGUGUCCAUGUCACAACCAAGCAUAGUUAUGAGAUUGACGCAAAGUUCAAAUGGACCUGUCAGACGCCUAAUUGCGGGCAGGUCUACAAGCGACACUCAAAGUCCAUUGAUAUCACACGCUCUAGAUGCGGCGCCUGCAAGACAGGAUUGUUAUUGCAGACGCACCCGCCGCUGCGAGAGAAAAGGCCUAUUACUGGGUAUCAAGCGUUCAUGAAAGAGAAUUUUGGGCGGAUUAAGGCACAAAACCCGGGGGUGCCACAGAAGGAUGUCAUGAGGAUUGUGGCGCAGGCAUAUAGAGAGGCUAAGGAGGCAGGAGCGGUAGAGGCGGUUGGAGAGAAUGAGGGAGAUUUAGAGGUCAUGCUAGGCGAACUCAAGGUUUGA